This is a messenger RNA of Umbelopsis ramanniana AG, 525 nucleotides long. RefSeq lists its product as uncharacterized. Lineage: Eukaryota; Fungi; Mucoromycota; Umbelopsidomycetes; Umbelopsidales; Umbelopsidaceae. Gene Ontology annotation, molecular function: protein binding. The record is from RefSeq and is a predicted model, not a curated record. The transcript has 6 exons. Bases 1 to 525 code for a protein of 174 amino acids.
AUGGAUUUAGAAGCAAAACUGAAGAAGGGCAUAGAGCUAAAGACUGCUGGAAAUAAGGCAUUCAGUAGUAAUGAUAUAAAAGGAGCUCUUACGAAUUACCACCAGGCCUUGUUGUACUUGUUAGGAACAGAUAACAUCCAGGAGGCAAUGGGAUCACAAACUAUCAAGGAGGACCCCGUCAAACUGGAAAUAAAGCAACAGACCGCAGCUUGCUACAGCAACUUGGCUGCAUGUCUGAUUAAGGAUGAAAAGUGGCCAAAGGUGAUCGACUACUGCAAAAAGGCACUCGCAUUGGAGCCACAAAACAAAAAGGCAAACUUCAGAAUUGCACAGGCAUAUCUGAGGACGGGUAAGAUUGAACUGGCACAAGAGAAGUUGCAGGAAUUGGCAAAGUCGGACCCAGGAGAUGCUGCUGUUAAGCGCGAGUUGGCUCUACUAAAGGAAAAAGAUAAAAUUGCGACAGUAAAAGAGAAGAAAAUUUACAAGAAUAUGUUCGAGAGGAUGUCAAAAGAACCCGAAAAUUAA